AGGGGAGCAAUGAUCUUACUUCCUGUUGCUCUGGUACCUUCCCCAUGAAGAACAGGUAAUCUGGGUCCCUUGGGAACCCAGGUGCCCAGCCUCCCCAUCUCGUGACAUCAGGAUCCAGCUACCUUCCCCUUUAUCCUCCCCCGGGACCCAGGUCCAGGAGUCGGGCCUCAGAUCCCCCUGGGUCUGGCCAGUGACCAUUGGCCCUUGUGCCUGGAGGAUGCACCAGCCUGAGGAGGCAGGAGAUGGACAUCCCCUGGAGGGGGAGAGGCUCCCCGAGCUGAAACUCCGGUUGAUGAGGACUCAGGGUUUGUGGCAGAUCCCACACCUGGAUGCUCGGAGUUCUUUAGACAUCCUGGCCCUUCGGGCCCCAGGGAGCUUCCUGGUCACCGGCUUUGGCCUAAGCCUGGCCCUGACCAUGAAUACAGCUCCCCACCCAGAGGCCGUGGGAACCUUCAGGAUCCUGGAGAGCCCUGCAGGAGUGUCCCUUCAGGGCUCCCAGCUCAGCUUCCCAGAUCUGCCUGGACUCCUGGCCUUCCUUUCCACCAGCAGGGACAUCCUGCCCCAGCCCCUGCUCCUGCCACUGGGAUCCCUGGGGCAUCUUACUGAACCUCUCCAGAUUGGCACGGUUCGGAUCAGCUCCACCAGGGGGGCCCUCUCCAUGGUGAAUCCCCUGUACUUGAGGGAGCAUGGUCCUUGGGGCCCCAGAGAGGAGAGCUCCCCAGAGACAGUUCAGAAGGAUACCCUUGUCCCACAACCUCUGGGCCCUCACCGGGUCUCCUGGAUAGAGGGUGCUCCCAGUCCUGAGCCCGACCCUGAGGCCUGGUCCCUCUAUAGCCUGGAGGAAGAGGGGGACAAGACGGUGGCCAACAGGCUGAGGGAGGCCGACGAGCCGGAGGAGGAGGAGCAGGAGCCUGGGGAUAGGGUGUACCACAGAGUGCAGGCUCUGGCCCAGGCCCGGGGAGGCUUUGUGGUCAAGCAGAAUCGGGCCCUCCAGGCCAGGCUCAGGGAAGCCCAGGGAGGUGCCCGCAGGCCAGAGGCAGCAGACCCGGCCACUGAGCUGCUGCAGGACAUUCGUCAUCUCCUUACUGACCUCAAGGUCCACCUGGUGAAUGACCCAGAGGUCCGGGCUGCCUACAGGACCAGGAAGGUCCCACCCACUGGCGACCAUGAGGAUCUAGAAGCUGUGGUGGAGGCAGCCGUGUGCCGGGUGGUGCUCAGGCCCCUCCAGCCGCUCCUAUGGACCAAGCUCCGGAUGCUAAGGGCCCGAGAUCUCCAGCAGCUCCAGUGGCGGCAGGAGUUGAUGCGGGGCUGGGCCCUGCAGGAGCCAAAGGCCCGGGAGAAUCCCCCAGAAGCCCCUGUCCCCGGCCCCACCAGGCGCCGCAUCCAUGCCCGCCUGGCGCGCCUGCAAGCCGCCUGUGCCCCCCAACGCAAGGUGGCUCUUCGCUGGCCAUCUGCCGGGAUGGUCUACGGGGGCCUCGCCCAGAGCGGGAGCAGGAGCCCUUGGGUGGCCGAUGACUUCUUGCCAGCCCUGACAGAGGACCUCCUGUGGAGCCCGGACAUCGAGGCCACCCAGCUGGGUGAGUUCCUGAUGGAAAUCCUGGAUCGCGAGCUGCUGGGGGAGACCGGCUACUACCUUACCACUUGGUUUGGGGCCCUUCACCACAUAGCCCACUUCCAGCCAGCAGCGUCCAGGUCUGCCCCGAAGGGCCUCAGUUACGAAGCCAGGGCCUCCAUCCGACUCUGGCAACGCCGACGGACCUCCACACCUCGGGGCCGUGCUGUGGCAGGUAACCUCUGCCUCCUGUCCAUGUAACUUGGGAAGCCUUGGGAGAGUCUGGAAGAGGACAAGUCUGGAGCUGAGAUUGGCUGCCCGACAGGGGCAGCUGCCUCUACCCACCACUGACCUGUGACCCAUGACAUUUCUUUCUUUCUUUUUUUUUCUGUGGAGCA
Messenger RNA from Dromiciops gliroides (monito del monte), 1950 nucleotides. RefSeq names its product Ras and Rab interactor like (gene RINL). The record is from RefSeq and is a predicted model, not a curated record. Gene Ontology annotation, cellular component: cytosol; endocytic vesicle. NCBI's taxonomy places the organism in Eukaryota, Metazoa, Chordata, Mammalia, Microbiotheria, Microbiotheriidae. Gene Ontology annotation, molecular function: guanyl-nucleotide exchange factor activity; small GTPase binding. Gene Ontology annotation, biological process: vesicle-mediated transport.